AUGGCUCCCAGGAGGCCGGCGCACACGCUCUUCGCGGCAUCACCUGCGGCAUUCGACAUAGGACCCCAUGAUGUACUACCGAGCCAAUUUCUAGAAUUUUUCGACUCUUUGUCGACCCCGAGUUCUUCUGAGAACACGAGUGACAGUUCCCGUAACCUUAAGCUACCUCCAUCGAAGCGUCGCAAAGUAGAUCGUGAACCAAACGACGGCAUCUGUAUCGCAAACGCCACAAUAUCGUUCUCGCGUCGAUGUGAAAACACCCGUAGCCUAGACUCCAGCAGUGAUCAUCACGGCAUUGAGCCCUUGCUCUUUUUCGGUCUCAAUAAUAAUUGUUUAUCGAUCACUACUCGAACGGCCGGUGGUAUCGGACCUUUUGAAGCCGAUAUAACGCUACAACGAAAAGAAAUAGAUGGAAAUGUGGAAACUAUACUUGAUGUUGGAAAGUCCAGUCUGAAGAAAGCCACUCCCGGUGCUAUUUGGACGGCUGUUGAUAUUUCAAUCAAACAACGUCAGGGAUUGGCUUCGUUGACAAUCUCUUUCCAUCUUUAUUGGAAUGAAACACCAAAUCCGUAUGCAUACCUGAGGCGGAAUAAUGAGCGACGAUAUAGCGAGAAGUUGGUUCACACUUUUUUCCCACCUCACGAGAGCGCUCUCAGCGAGAUCUCGUGGUCACCGAUGGAUUUCUACAAUGCAGCGCACGUCCCGUCAAAAGAUGAUACCGAUUCCCUCUCCAUUGAUGUUUCCGGCCUAACCGCCACUCUCUAUCCUUACCAAAAGCGAACGCUACAAUGGCUGUUGCGCCGAGAAGGUGUGAAAUGGACUAGCCAAGACGCAGCUAUCCAGUUUUUGUCAGAAGAUGAGCGAAGACAAGAUUUAGAUCUUUUUCGAACUGUGCAGGACGCCAACGGUAGCAAGAUAUAUCUAAGUGAUGUGUUUCAAACUAUUACUCGAGAUCCCACACCGUACCAUGAAGCCGGCAAACUCGUCAAAGGUGGAAUUCUAGCGGAGGAAAUGGGACUAGGAAAGACUUUGGAAAUGAUUAGUCUUAUUCUUUUGCAUCGGCGCCGAACGGAAUUCUCCCCGGAGCCGCUACCUGGCCAAGAGCACCUUGUUCCCAGCAGCGCAACGUUUAUCGUGACUCCAAAAUCAUUGCAGCUGCAGUGGAUAUCUGAAUUAUCCCGCCAUGCCCCUGGACUACGUGUGAAGCAUUACACAGGGUGUCGAGGUGUUGAUAAGGAUGGUGAAGCCCGGCUUGUAGCCGAGCUAGCUGGGUACGAUGUGGUGGUCACAACCUAUAGCGUACUGUCCGCCGAGCUUCACUUUGCAAUCAGUCCCCCUGAACGGUCGCGGAGGCACGAGCGAGCAUAUAGCCGGGUUAUUUCUCCGCUUGUCCAAAUACUGUGGUGGAGAGUGUGUCUUGACGAAGCUCAGAUGAUUGAAAGUGGCGUCAGCCAGGCGGCUGCACUGGCCAGAGUAAUACCUCGAGUAAAUGCCUGGGGCGUCACCGGAACACCAGUCAAAGAUGACGUCAAAGACCUGCUUGGCCUACUCUCCUUUUUGAGAUAUGAACCUUACUGUUCCACACCACAGAUCUGGCAGGCACUUACUACCCGCUACAAGCCAUUGUUUCAACAGCUCUUCAAGUCAAUAUCUAUUCGACAUACGAAAGCGUCUGUAAGGGAUGAGAUAGCUCUGCCUCCACAGAGACGAUACGUUAUAAGCAUGCCUUUUACCGCGGUAGAAGAGCAGCAUUACCAGUCAUUAUACAAAGAAAUGGCAGAAGCUUGCAAGCUCAGCACAGAUGGUGAUGCCACUAUUGAGAAGUGGAACCAGGAAGAUUACGAAGAUGUUAUGAGGAUAUGGCUCAACAGACUUAGACAAACUGCUCUUCACCCAGAGAUUGGUGUUUAUGGACGCCGAGUAUUGGGAGGCAAGGAGCGUCCCAUGAGAACAGUGGAGGAGGUAUUAAGUGCCAUGCUGGAGCAGGGCGAGAUCGCGAUAAGGCUUGAAGAACGAGCAUAUCUUUCGAGCAAGCUGGUACUGGGCCAGUUAUUUGAAAACAGCCCUCGGGUAAGGGAAGCUCGAGAGAUUUGGGAAGAGGUGCAAAGCGAGUCCGCCAAAUUGGUAGCCGAAGCCCAAGUGGCACUCAGAGAUGCGCUUCGAGAGAAAGGAAACGCCAAAGACACGGACGAAUUCUUAGAGAGGGUGCCAGAUCCAGAAGACUCGGACAUUGAACUGGAAGACGAAGAUGUCGGUAAUAAGGGGAAACUGGGCGAGCUGCAGAACCGGCUGAGGACUAGCCUGGAGUUGCAUCACAAGGCCAUAUUCUUCUGCGCCAACGCAUAUUUUCAAAUUAGGGAUAAUCCGGAGCUGACACAGCCGGAUUCAGAGGAAUUCCAACACCUCAAAAAGCUCGAAGAUGAUGGUUAUGAGAGCGCCAAGUUGGUUCGAAGGAAGAUACUUGGGCAAGGGCAGCGCAAGGCGAUGCGGCUCUUGAACAAAAUCGCGUCAGCGGCCAAAGAGCAGUCUUUUGUUGAAAUACCGGAGCUUGCCGUGAACAGCGAGCGCGGAAUAGAGAGUGGGGGUAUUAUUGACAACCUCCAAGUCCUCUAUGAAGACCUCAACGAACAGGCAAACUUGAUCGACGAAUGGAGAGAACAAAUUAUUCAACUCCUCUUACGGCCGCUUGUUGAUGAAGAGGACACUACAGAGACCACUGGAGAAGAGCUCGUAGAUGCUGCGAAAAUCCAGGACGAGCUCAUGGUUUAUGUCCAAAUUCUUCGGGCCGUUGUCGCUGAUCGCCAGUUUGUCGUUUCGGGUCAAGAAAACGGACUGCUGAAGCAUGAGAUAGAGAUGGCGGUCAGGAUGGCGAACGAAGGCGAAGGACCUGCUCCAGAAAAGCUCCUCGAUCUGGCUGAAAAAAUGACAGAGGCGAAGCCUAGAAGGGCCAAUAUGUCUAUGCGUGCUGCUAUCAGCGACCUUCGCAGCCUGUUAUCUCGACUCCAUCGAGAUCCGAACCCUAGCCAGAGAGAACGUCUCGAGUCUAAGAUUGCGUCUGACUUGAUGAAGACUACUCAGACACUGCUUGGUGAACAAAACAAGGCAGUAGUGGCGUUGGAAGCGGAGGUGGAAAUCUUCAAAAGAGCUAUGAAUGCUCGAUUAGACUACUAUCGACAGCUGCAGGCCGUCUCGGAUGACGUGAUGCCCCUUGAAACUCCCAAGACUGAAGAGGCCAUUGAAAAAGCAAGAAAAACCAUUGAUGAUCUUCACAGAAAGCUGUUGGCCAACGAAGCCAAGCACCGAUACUUGGUGAGCUUGAAGGAGACCGGCUCCAAGUCCAACGAGCCUCGAAUGUGUGUCAUUUGUCAAAUGCCAUUCUCUAGCGGCGUAUUGACCGUGUGUGGCCAUCAAUUCUGCAAGGAAUGCAUCAUGAUGUGGUUCAAGGCCCAUCGAAAUUGCCCAGUUUGUAAGAGGGCGCUCAAGGCUGAUAACUUACACGAUAUUAUUAUCAAACCUCAGCAGCUCCAGGUCCAUGGAGAGGAAGCGGGUCUGCCCAAAGCAAGCUCCAACGAUGAUGGCCUACAGCGCCGUCGGGACUCUUCAAAGCAAACUGUGCUCUAUUCAGAGUUUGAUAAUCGAGAGCUUGAGCGGAUGAAGAACAUUGAGCUGGAUGGCCCUUCGUUUACAACAAAGGUUGAUACUCUUGUUCGGCAUCUGAUGUGGCUACGCGAGUCUGAUCCAGGCGCAAAGUCUAUUGUAUUUUCGCAAUACAAAGACUUUUUGCACAUUCUACGCAACGCCUUCAACCGCUUCCGUAUUGGAUACGCAUCAAUUGACGAUCCUGACGGAAUCAGGAGAUUCAAAGAAGACCCGGCCGUAGAGUGCUUUCUUCUCCAUGCAAGAGCUCACUCCAGCGGCCUAAAUCUCGUCAAUGCAAGCCACGUCUUCUUAUGCGAGCCCCUUCUCAACACCGCCCUCGAACUACAGGCAAUUGCCCGCGUGGACCGAAUCGGACAGCAACACGAGACGACGGUAUGGCUCUAUAUUGUAUCUGGGACGGUGGAGGUAUCAAUCUAUAACCUUUCCGUCAGACGGCGCAUGGAGCACAUGGGCAGGAACCUCAAGGGAAAAUCCAGAUCCAAGGAGUCGACGCCGGAACUGCUAGAUGCGAAUAUUGAGGAGGCCAAUACGCUGGAGCUGGAGCAGGCUGCUUUGUCGAAGCUUAUGAGUAAGGAUAGAUCUGCGGGCGAGAUGGUGGAUCGGGGCGAUUUGUGGGAGUGUCUGUUUGGGCAUGCAAGUGGUAAAGAUGGAAAAGACAAAUGA
This is a messenger RNA of Trichoderma gamsii, 4323 nucleotides long. RefSeq lists its product as hypothetical. The transcript has 4 exons. Gene Ontology annotation, cellular component: nucleus. The record is from RefSeq and is a predicted model, not a curated record. Lineage: Eukaryota; Fungi; Ascomycota; Sordariomycetes; Hypocreales; Hypocreaceae. Gene Ontology annotation, molecular function: ATP-dependent chromatin remodeler activity; ubiquitin protein ligase activity; ATP binding. Gene Ontology annotation, biological process: DNA damage response; protein polyubiquitination. Bases 1 to 4323 code for a protein of 1440 amino acids.